Molecule: messenger RNA, 1107 nt
Organism: Brassica oleracea var. oleracea
Lineage: Eukaryota; Viridiplantae; Streptophyta; Magnoliopsida; Brassicales; Brassicaceae
Exons: 2
Coding region: 1-1107 (368 amino acids)
Molecular function (GO): nucleic acid binding; zinc ion binding
Source: RefSeq, a predicted model, not a curated record
AUGGAGAGAGCUAAGUUGCCUUUCAAGAAGUGUUUCUCAUGGAAUGGACGAAACAAAUCUUUUAUGGGGAUGUGCCUUGAAUGCAAAGGUUUUGGGCAUGUAGCUGAUGAGUGUGCAAAUCUGCAUAAGCGAAAGAAGAAGACAAUCACCAACGGUGAUUCUAAAAGUGAAUCUGAUUAUGGUGAGGAGCUAAAGAGUAUUGUGGCGUUCACAACCUUUAUGUCUGGUUCUAAGACGAAAUCUGCAGUGGGAUCUGCAUCAGCGUCUAUGACAUGGUCUUCAUGUGGAGGUGAUGAUGAUGUUGGAAGUGAAGAUGAUGAUGGUGGAAGCUUUGAUCUUGCUGAGAAUUAUAAAAAAUUGUAUGAACAUUGGCUCAAUAUGGUUGAGGCGAACUCAUAUUUGGCUAAGGAGAAAGCCAAGCUAGAAGCUCAAAUUGCUGAAGCACUUAAGUAUGCUUCAGAGAAAGAAAAAGAAGCACGACAGGCUGGUACUCAACUUGCAGAGACUCAGAAGGGUUUGAGGAUGCCGAAUAAUGGGACGGAUCAGCUAGAUCAUCUUCUAAGUAUUGGUCAAAGUGAUAGAUGCGGCCUUGGAUAUCAAGGAGAAUGUUCUAAGACUGAAGGUGUUUUUGUAUCAGCAGGAAAAACUAAGGAUGUAGCUACGUCUGCUACAAAACCAGAAGUUAAGAUGUCUGCAGGGAAUGCUGCAAAUGGAAAGGCUACAGUGAGGCCUGCAACUGAUGUGAAGAAUGUGACUGCUACGGCGACUGCUCCAGAGAGAGUUUCUGGAUUGAAGAGUGCAUCUCAACGAACAUUUCGGCAUGUUUGUCAUCACUGUGGUGUUGUUGGACACAUUAGGCCAAGGUGUUUCAAGUUAUGGAGGGAGAAGAACCAGAUGGAGCAAACUUAUGGUAUGAGGUAUCAUGGUCCUAUAUGUUAUUCUUGUGGAGUUCAAGGGCAUAUGCGACGUGACUAUUUCAGGUCUGUUCAAGGAGCUAAUCAUGGAGGAUUUGGGCUCAGGAAUACGUGGUCUAGGAGAUUUGAUCACUCUGGAGAUGGUGGAAUGGGAUUUCCUCCUCACUUUGGAGGAUAUGGAUCUUCAUAUUAG